AUGGCGACUGACCGAACGGACCACGACAUUGAUGACGAUAUUGUUUGUCGCGUCAACGAUUUACUGGAUCUUAUGGGACCACGAUCUACAUCGAUACAAGAUGUGGAUGAUAUUAGUGUGAAACACUUCGCUCUCCUAUAUCAUCACGUGACAGGCCAAGUCGUACCAGGUUCCAAUAAUAUUUUGUCUAAGCGAGAUGGCGCCAAAAUCGGCCAGUUCAUCGUUGACUCUUUGGCUGACGACAUUUUCGGGAUCCCGAUGGACCACGUGACAGGCGUGGGUAUUGUCAACAGGAACAGAAGGAUGCUCGCAGAUCUGUUAGAGAUCUUCGGUAGUAUCAUACAAACAAAGGACGACGAAAUAGAAAUUCCCGAUGAUGAAACGAAUUCGUUGGAUAAACUAUCUACUCCUAUAAGGGAAGUCUUAUUGUCUCUACAAGACGAGGUGGAAUCCUUGGCGAGGUCGUCUAUGCAAAACACAAAGCGUGCGACAGUACAAAAGGUUAAGGACGUAUAUACACAGACCACGCCCAUUUCCAGGACUACAGCUAUCACGAGCCCAGUAUUAUGGAAACACGUGCUACAAAGGACAGUACAGGGAAGCAGUGCCAAACCUCCAAAGCAAAUUAAGCAAUUGUCGAGAAGCACCAGUAAUUAUAUGUCACAAAGCUAUCGCCCUGUUAAGAAAACUCUGACUUCGAAACUUGGCAACCCUUUGUCGAGGUCUACAAGUUGUCUGUCCAGACGUACAUUACAAGAGAACACUCGGCCUGGAACACGACAGUCUGGCGUGUCUAGAACUACAUCUACUACUAGCCCAGAAGUACAAAACAAGCUGCGCAGGCAACCGGAACAAAUGAAAGGAAGCAUUACUCUUACGAAGGAAAUAAAUACAGAAGGCGGGACUCGGCCACCUUUCCUGACCCAAGGGCUUGGACAGCAGCAGAGGAAGAUUUUCUCAACUGACGAUAACAACAAUUUGCAGUUAAUUGAUCUAUGUCCGUCCAGAAGGACACGGACGUCUGUUUCCGAAAGUCGUGAUUUGAAACCGCAGAACCAACGACCAAUGAAAAAAAUGAUAAAACCGAAGCCCGUUAUCAGUACGAAAUUACGCCGAAAAAAAUCAACCGGAAGUGUAUCAUCCUUUCCGCCGAACGACAUGUUCAUGCCUUUUAAGGCCAACAUGUGUUACAACGAAAAGAUGGCGAAGCUAACGGAUCAAGUGAAAUCUAUACGAGAGCGUCGACAGGAAACAGCCAGACAAAUUACUCAGUUACAGGAGGAAAGUAAAAGCCUACAGCUAUUGGAGAGUCUUAUCAUCAAGGAGAUCAAGCUGACCAAAGUCAUUGAGGACAGAAGAAGCCGACCACGGGAUGUAUAUGUCAUGUAA
Molecule: messenger RNA, 1389 nt
Organism: Ylistrum balloti
Lineage: Eukaryota; Metazoa; Mollusca; Bivalvia; Pectinida; Pectinidae
Exons: 10
Coding region: 1-1389 (462 amino acids)
Source: RefSeq, a predicted model, not a curated record